UCCCGUGUAACUCGCCCCUUAACUGCUCCAUGGUUGUAGGCUUUACACAUCUGCCGACCAGUUGCGGGGUCUCGCCCGCGCCAUUACAGCAUUGACCGACUCCUACUGCUUGUAUCUAGGCCGUUCCUCCCAGAUUUCUUCCUAAUUACCAAGCGAUGUUUUCGUUUCAUAAGAGUGAUGCUCUGCCACGAUCCCGACAAUCGUCUAUAGACUCCCUGGCCCUUGGACCCUCGACCUCUGAUGCAGAACCCGACCUUUGGGUGUCUCAAGGCUCCGGUCUUUCUUCUCAUGGAGGAAUGCACUCGCCGGAACAACGACAGAGAGCUUAUUCGACUAGGCGGAGUUCCGUCUUUAACCUGCGGUCAAGAAGCAACACAGCCACCUCCAUGACACCCUCGUUGUUAUCGUUGUCUCAUCCUGACAUGGCUGAAAAUGAAGCCUCCUUGCAUGAACCACCUUCCAGGAGCCAUUUUGAAUCAUCAGGGCCUGGGGCAAGAAGGUCGUUGUUCCGCGGGAAGAAGGGAAAGCGAUCAAGCGAGACAGUCACGUCCAGUAUAGAUGCUACCGACUAUAAGGAGACGGAUGCGUCAGAGAAGCGGACAUCAGUCUUACGGAAGGGUAGAAGACAACACAAUCAGCCUGAAGGCUCUUUCCGAAACCUUAAACAUCGCAUAUCCAGCCCCUUCGACUUCCAGCACCUCACGCAUACCGAUCGACACCAGUUUGCUGCCCUCGAAAAGGCCUCUAGCGAUAAUCAAGCUGCUAGCUUCUGGGCAGUGAGCGCAUCGCAAUCUUCUAGCCGAAGCCCCACCGGGAUCAAGGCCGAUCAUCUUCAUUUCAGCAAUUUCUCAUCCGAGGAUCUGGCGACAUCAGAGGGCCAGUCGAUAUCUGCUCUAGGAUUUGGGUCACCUCCCCGCAGUCCGGAAUCGGCUCACGAAUGGCAACAGACGGAUUGUUCCCCACGGGUUGUAGCCUCGAGACCAACGCUUCGCGUGUCUAGAUCUGUAGAGAGUUUCUCCCAGCCGGGUCUCAGUCCCCGGAAUCAUCAUCACUCACAGUCCGGUGUAGGUCCGCCUCGGUUUUCCUCCCUUCCUUCUCUAGUCCCUAUACAUGACGGUCGGGAAACUUUGGAUGAUAGGGAAGAACCAAUUGUACUAGGGUCCUACCGUUCCAAACGAGAGUCCGGUGUGUGGGAUUCAUUCGCGCUUGGGGCUACAUCACCAGCAUCACAAUUGCCAGGGUUACAAGAAGAGGAAGAAGCUUCAACAUAUUUUGGACAUGCUCUCUCCACGCCUGAUGAUUCUGCCAUCCUUGCCAUGACACCACCGUUCAGUCCCAGCCUUGAGGAUGUCGAUGAGGAACCAGAAAGAUUUGUUAGCCCUCGACCCGCGCCACAACCACCAGUGCGGACACCAACUACACCCAGAUCACCCCUCUUUGAGUCCUUCGCCUUCAACAGCCAACGCUCCCCAAUGUCUAGAACCCGCGUCCGUGGGAAUUCCCAUUCUUCGACAUCUUCCAACCAAAGAAGUCCGCUCACGCGACCCAUGUCACAAAUGUCAGAAACCCUAGGGUCGGGCAAUCUGACGCGCAGGGGUUCUAUUCGAAGACCCUCCGUCAGUCGCCGCAGGUCCAACACAUGGCGUGCGAUAGAAGAGUCAUGGGAAGAUGAUGUUGAUUACAUCUAUGAGAAUGCAUUGGAAGCUGAUUGCGAUUUUGAAUGGGAUCGUGCAUCUGAUGACGGGGAUUAUGACAGCCACCAGCACGACCUUGGGCAGGCAAGUCGCGUCAACUCACAUUCUAAGACACAGCUGGAUGCGCAGAUGCGAUCCUUGGUACAUGAGGGCGACGCUUUCGCUCCAACGAAACCCACUUCCGUUGACUUUCGCACAUCUCUACUCGUUCCUAGCGCUAGGAGCGUCCCAGAUUUGGUUCCUACGUCUGCCAUGUCUAUAUCGACCACAGGGACGGGACUACUAACACCCUCUAAUCCAUUCCAUGGGAAUGGCUUCACCGUGGACGAAGGGUUCGCGCUGAGCCCCUCGCUUUUGGUUCCUCAAGAAUACAAAGACACGCGUGAAGUCACCUAUGAGGAUCUCCUCGAUGAGUACGAUGGUUCAGAUCGACACUUUCCUAUGCUUGACGCAACCCAAAGCACAACCAGCUCUUCCCGCAAUAGUCACGUUCGAUUCAGUAGACGAAGCUCAUAUGACAGUAGCUUUAUGUCUUCUGCCCAGAGCUCCGGCCUCUGGAGCUCUCCGGUCCGUCGUUCUGCGAGUUCCGCUGGUAGCGUACCAGAGCUUGUGCCCUCUCGCCGCACGCGGAAGGACCUCAGUUUCAGCCUCGUAGUCGAACAGCUGUCCGAACAAGUCGCCUCCCUUCGCCAAUAUGACGAAGAAGAUAAGGAUGAUGAUGACGUUACACCUCCGGGGCGUAAUAUGCAUGGCCGGACAUUCUUCGCUUCUGAAGAGGAACCACAGAAGGUCCAUGGACCUCAAAGUUCCCUUGAGUGUGAACUUAAGACCUCAUUAGAGCUCGCACGAUGCGGUUCGCAGCGCAUCGAUCGUUCUGCAAGCGAAGGUCGGCUAGAUACGUUGAAGGACCUUGCUUGUCAAGACUCGCAGCUCUCCAGCCGUGCUCCAGCAUAUCACCACAAGCAGACGCUAUCUGAUGGCGCAACAAAAUUGCUCAACGCAGCUUCAAACGCUACAGAGGAUCGACCUGCAAAGCCGCGCAAUCGCGCAGCAAGCCAGCCGAUGCUGAGUCUCUUCCCAACACCUCCACGUCAGUCACCAACUCCUAACCGAGUGUAACGCCGUUCCUAUCGAAGCCGUUUCCAGAGAUCACACUUCUGUGGCACGGCCCUACAACGAAUCCUAUUGCUCUCCACCCAGUGGUAUGGCUGGACCAUGCUUCGAAUCACGCUGUCAAUGACAACCACAUUGCGUUCAAUGUAUAUAUAUUCACGACUCAUGAGCGUCUAUGACGCUAUCUCCAUUUUCUUUUUAGUUUUUAGUUAUUCGCUAUCUUAGAUGGAAGAUUGAAGGGUCACAGCUGGAGUGCUAUCUUUUUCUUCUAUUAACCCGUCGAAUUUCCUUGUGU
This is a messenger RNA of Cucurbitaria berberidis CBS 394.84, 3102 nucleotides long. RefSeq lists its product as uncharacterized. The transcript has 2 exons. The record is from RefSeq and is a predicted model, not a curated record. Lineage: Eukaryota; Fungi; Ascomycota; Dothideomycetes; Pleosporales; Cucurbitariaceae. The coding region runs from base 156 to 2813 and encodes 885 amino acids.